This is a messenger RNA of Wasmannia auropunctata (little fire ant), 5075 nucleotides long. RefSeq names its product monocarboxylate transporter 2 (gene hrm). The transcript has 5 exons. Lineage: Eukaryota; Metazoa; Arthropoda; Insecta; Hymenoptera; Formicidae. Gene Ontology annotation, biological process: monocarboxylic acid transport; transmembrane transport. Gene Ontology annotation, molecular function: monocarboxylic acid transmembrane transporter activity. Bases 1036 to 2937 code for a protein of 633 amino acids. The record is from RefSeq and is a predicted model, not a curated record.
GCGUGUCGUCGCGAGUGCGUGGUUGGGGCCGCGCGUAACACACGCGCGCGAGUAUAACAGAAAUGAUCGCGACGGUCUGAGGGCGAACGGACGAGUAGGUACAUGUGCGUGCACUGGUGUCGUUCCGCAUUCUCUAUGCGCCUAGACAACGACGACGACGACAACGACGAGGACGAGGACGACGACGAGGAGAAGAUAGUCGGCGGACGCGGGUGGAGGCAUCAACGGAGGCGGCGAGAUUGCCUGGCGAGGGAGAAAGCACAGAGCGGCCGGGUCGAUCGACGGGGUCUGUGACUGGAACGGUGGCGGCGGAUGAUCGUGGAGAAGAAGGAAGGCGGCGGAGGCGGCGCACGAGGACGACGGACGACGACGCCGUUGGCACGCACGGGUUCAUGACACGGCCCCGCCGCGAGGAGGACUCGCAGCAGAGCGACGCGCAGUGACGUUUCCGCGCGGAGCAUCGACGGCGCGCCUGCCCGUCUCCUCAUCGCGUCGCGGUAUUUAAUACCUGCCUACCUAUCUACCUGCCUACCUACCGCCGUGAAUAUUCAUCAGGAGCACACACACCGCGCGCGCGCGCGCGCGCGCGAUCGAGCGCGAGCGCGCAUGAUAACAAGCGGCGUCCCGGAGAAGGGGCAGAUAGAUAGAUUCGAAGGAUAGAAGCAGGAAGGAAGGAAGGAAGGAGGAAAGCGGGACGGCUAUUGCCCUUGUCUUCUCUCUCUCUCUCUCUCUGUUCGUUUCGUCAUCUCUAAUUUUCUCUCCCCGCGUGUUCCUCUCUCUCUCUCUCUCUGUUUUGCAUUUAUCUGUUGCCGCUUCGCGCCACUGGUGUUUAGUCUCUCCGUACGUACACACGCGCACGUUAUACACGCACGCACACAAUAUUAUAAUAUUUAUUUCCCCGUGGCGGCGAUCGGACCCCCGCGUUUUUAUCUCUCCGAGCCCGACCGUAUGUGCAGUAGACGGCCGCGUGUUGUGUCACUUUAGUGUGCAUGAUUAUACGUGCGCGCGCGCGAGAGAACCCGCGAUUAAAGGUCGAUGACGAUGCAACGGGUUCAAGAUCAAGACAAUGGGAUCAACAUCAAGUUCGGCCCGGGAAAAUCCGCCCGGAGGGGCGAUUACAGGCUGGUGUCGCAGAGCCCCGACGACAACAAAGACCGCCACAAUGGGACCAACAUACCAGAGAAAAACGAGAAGACGGAAGAGGAAUUAGUCCCACCGGACGGUGGCUGGGGAUGGCUGGUACUCCUGGCCGCCGUCAUGGUCAACCUUCUCAUCCCCGGCACCAUCAAGUCCUUCGGGGUAUUGUUCGUCGAAUUCCUCGAUGUAUUUGACGCGUCACCGGCCGCAGCUGCAUGGAUACCGUCGCUUUGUUACUUCCUGUACAGUUCGCUGGGCCCACUUUCUAGUGUACUUUCGGUCAAGUAUUCCUAUCGCACGGUAACUUUAAUAGGGGGAACAUUCGCCGCGGCCGGGAUGAUGCUGAGUUAUUUCGCGAGCUCUGUGGCCUUUCUAUGCGUUAGUUAUGGUGUACUCGUAGGUACGGGUGCUGGAUUAGCAUUUCCUCCGACUGUAUAUAUCGUGACAUCUUAUUUUGUACGGCUACGAGGACUCGCCAACGGGCUCUGCAUAUCCGGCAGUGCGCUAGGUUCAAUAUUUCUUCCGCCUGUUCUGGGCUUUCUUCUACGAGAGUAUGGUUACAGAGGCGCAGUGUUGGUAAUGGGUGCUGUCACGCUAAACGUCUGGGCGAGCGCGCUCCUGUACCACCCGGUAGAAUGGCACCUGGUGCCGGCUCGGCCUCCGGACGAUAGCGACGCGCACGAUAAUGGGGAGACCAUGUCGGUGACUGUCACCAGCACCCCUGAGCAAGCGACGGACAACAAGGGCAACAGCCAGCUGGCGUCACUGAGUAAUUCGACGAACGAAAAGGCCGCGCCGAUCGUGCCGAAGAGCGCGUCGAGCGUCGCCUUGGAAUAUUACAAGAACACGCCGGUGCAGGGUCGCACGCGAAAGAUCAGCAUGCCCACGGGACGUGAGAUCAGCGGUCAGAUGCACAGCACGCCGACGUUGCACGCCGUGCCGGAGCGCGGCGGUGCCAUGGUCGAGUCCGGCAAGUAUCCGAGAGCGGCGAGGUCACCGCUGCACUCGCCCAGCACGUCGUCUUUCAACUACGUCAGCACGCCGUACCACGGCAGCACGCUGUCGGUUCUGCACGCGGAACGCGCGUCCACGUUGACGCUGAACGCCAUCUCCAGCACGUUCACGAGAAAGUCGACGACGAGGGAGAAGAAGAAGCAGCGCGUGCACGACGAGAAGGAUCAGCAGAACAAAUUCUUCGAUUUCAGCUUGCUCAAGGAUCCCAUCUACCUCGUCAUCCUCAUCUCCAACUCCACGAACGCCAUCAGCUACACCAAUUUCGUCAUCCUCCUGCCGGCCUACGCCAUUUCGCUGGGUUUCAACAAUUGGGACUCGUCGCUGUUGCUGUCGAUCGUCUCCAUGCUCGAUCUGGUAGGCCGUAUCGGCGGCUCCGCUCUCUCGGACAUCAGGAUCAUGCCCAAGCAUUGGUACUUCAUCGGCGGUCUGCUCGCCUCCGGCAUCUCUCUGGCCAUCCUGCCCACCUCCGACACGUACGUCAUACUGUCCGUUUACUGCGCCUUCUUCGGCCUCGCGUCCGGCAUCUACGUCGGCAUCACCGCCGUCAUUAUGGCCGAUAUGCUGGGCACGGAGAAGCUCACCUCGUCCUACGGCAUCUCGUUGUUCGUCAACGGUGUCAUCCAGUUGGUGGGUCCGCCGAUUUGCGGCAUAGUGUACGAGCAGAUCGGCAGCUACGGGCCAAUCUUCAGUAUACUUGGCAUCAUUCUGGUGUUCGGCGCGUCUCUCUGGAUCAUAGUGCCGUUCAUCCGAAAGAGGCAGGCAGCGUUGGAAAGCCCGCCAGUAUAGACAAAGUAUAAUAGACCAAAUAAACUAACAAUAAGUAAAGUAUAAAGACGUCUGUCUUCGUCGUUAGUUAUUUGGAAAUCGUAGUUCUUUUAUUUUAUUAUUUUCGAAAAUGAUUUUUUUAGGAUAAUCGUGUAUCGUAUGCAUAUACACGCAGGCUAGAAAACCAUCCCAAGAGAGUUUUCGAAUUUCAAAAUAUAUAAGAUUAUGAAGAAUAUUAAAAAAUAUAAAAAAAAAUAAAUAAAUCGUCGAAUGUGACUCGACAUUUGCGAGGGCACGCACGAGCUUAAUUUGUGCGGUUAUUUAAAAGUAGCCGUGCUAAACAGCGUAUAUUUAAGUGUAUGUGUGUAUGUGUGCGUGCAUGUGGCUGUAUAUUACAAUUAUAUAAUAUAAUUAUAUAAUAUUAAACUGUGAUGUUAGCACGAGUGUCGUGUAUCGAAGUUACAUUGACGAAGUUUUCCGGCCGAGCGAGUAACAGCGAAAGGAAACAUCGAAGUUUUCGCUUAGUCCGGCGACUUUACACACGGACCGUGUAUCUAUGAUGAUUAAUUGCCGAAUAAUUAUUGACUGUAAUAACCAUAACUGAUCAAAAUGCGGUAAAUGUGGGGAAAUCUUGUUAUAUAUUAAUCACUUUUUUGUUUAUUGUCUUGAAUUCCCGAUGCUUCUAUUGAUUAAUUUCUGUAAAACAUCUCGGAAACGAAAAACGUCUAUAUUGUCAUUACAUUUUUCAUUAACACAUUGAACGAUGAAAUUUACUGUCACAUUCAUUCGCAAUUUUGAUUAUUGUGUAUACAGAGUGAAGUAAUUCUAUCAUUUGGAAUUUGUUUUCUUAUGAUGUAAAAUGCAGUUUCAUAAUCUAAAAAAAAAAAAUCACAGCGUAAACUUGUUUAAUAGUUUAUCCAUUCAUCUUUUCAAAGCAGGUAAAGACGAUUUUAUUAAGUGAUAUCCAACAUUGUAUACCAUAAACAUUGUAUACGAUUUUAAAACGAAAAAUUGAGAAUAGCGCACAAAGAUUAACGAAAUGCAUUUAAAGUAGUACUUAUGAUGGUGAAGUGUAAAAAGUACUUAAAGUGAGCAAUACUUAAUACAAUAGAAAUGUAAAAUAUACAUUUUAUAAAUAAUUUUAAAGUUUUCUUGCAAUAUUUGAAAAUGGAUAGUGAUAAAAAAUAUCUGUUAUAUUAUUGAUUUUUGAAAAUCAUAUGAGAGACCAAAUAUUGAUUGAAUAUGUUUUAAGAUACAAAAAAAAGUUACGUCCAACGAAAAUGACUUCACUCUGUGCCAGUAACAGGUUCUAAUUUAAUUCACAUUUACCGCCAAAUAUGCGCCAUUAUAACGGCGAUGAGAUAUCGCACAAUGCAAUCUUACGCGUCGUAGUCCAUCUUUAUAAAACAGAUUAUUUAGAUAGAUAUUUCGAGAUAAGAAUUUUUGAGAAACACGUAAACGCGUCCUUCCUCGAAAGCGAAAAGAAAAUCUCUUGCCUUACAUCCGAAAAAAAAAAAAGAAAAUUGUUCUCUCUCUGAAAGUAAAAUUUUUUUCACCGGCACGAAGACUAUAAUCUAGUUUUAUUCGAGUACUUAGUGGGAGAAACAGCGGUCGUGACUGGUGCUAGUUGCAUCGGAACGAAAAUGUUGCAACGGCGUAAUUUAGCGAGUAUACCAAUGUCGUCUCUGAUAGGCCUAUGAUAAAGUAAACCGUCACGCACUGUAGAUAUAGUGUCUCCUAAAGACUCGACCGUAUGUAAAUGCUACUUUUAAUGCUAGAUUGAUCGAAAGUGGGUUCUACUUAUAAGGAGCCGUCAUCAUAGUCACUGGGGAGGAGAAUCACUUUCGAAUAGAGGCUGCCCUUUUUUUUUCUAAAUUGAGAAUAAGAUAAUCGAAAGGCUCCGCAAGAAGUACAAUACUUAUGGCCGUAUAAGCAGGUCAUGUCGAGGUGAAGUGUAGGUUCUACGCCUUUCUAGCGUUAUUACCGUCUUUCGGCGCACGAAAGAGAUUCGGAUCGACUCUUGUGUUCCAGGCUCUUUCAAAAUCCGCCGGAAAUAAUGCCUUAUGAGUAGAUCGUAAGUAGUUCGUAAGUGUGUAACAUAUAAAAAAAUAUAUUAUGUUUAUAUAACUCUAUACAAAUACACAGAAUUAAAAAAAAAA